This is a messenger RNA of Nannizzia gypsea CBS 118893, 2523 nucleotides long. RefSeq names its product pre-mRNA-splicing factor syf1. Gene Ontology annotation, molecular function: protein binding. Gene Ontology annotation, biological process: generation of catalytic spliceosome for first transesterification step; mRNA splicing, via spliceosome. Gene Ontology annotation, cellular component: U2-type catalytic step 2 spliceosome; Prp19 complex; post-mRNA release spliceosomal complex. NCBI's taxonomy places the organism in Eukaryota, Fungi, Ascomycota, Eurotiomycetes, Onygenales, Arthrodermataceae. The transcript is spliced from 5 exons. The coding region runs from base 1 to 2523 and encodes 840 amino acids. The record is from RefSeq and is a predicted model, not a curated record.
AUGCCUGGGACUCUUGUUGGCUCACGGCCUCAGGAGCUGUCGUCUGAGCGGGACAAGAUGGACUCUUCUCCUCGUCGAGAUCUUUUUUUGAUCGCAAAUGACGAUGCCGUCUACGAGCAGGACAUCCUCCGAGACCCCAGGAGUAUCAAGCCGUGGUUGUCAUACAUUGAGCACAAAAAGAAGAAUGGAACUCUCUACGAACAGUCUUUUGUUAUGGAGCGAGCUUGCAAGCAAUUGCCCCGAUCAUACAAGCUGUGGAAGAUGUAUCUCGAACUUAGAAUCAACCAUGUCCACGGGCGAAACCCGUCCACUCACCAAGCCGAGUACAACAAGGUCAACGCGCUUUUUGACCGGGCAGUUGUCUUGCUGAACAAGAUGCCGCGCAUUUGGGAGAUGUAUCUCAACUUUUUGCUUGAGCAACCACUUGUCACCCAGACUCGGCGAACGUUUGAUCGUGCUCUUCGUGCGCUUCCUAUUACACAACACAACCGUUUAUGGAAAAUCUACAAGGCGUUCGCUAUCUCAGCAUCUGGUGAUACCGCAGUUAAAGUUUGGGACCGAUACAUGCAAAUUCACCCUGAAGAUGCCGAAGAUUACAUUUCUAUUCUAGUUCAGAUGAACCAAUACAACGAGGCUAUAAAAUGGUACAUUCGGAUUCUAGAUGAUCCCCGGUUUCAGUCAAAGAAAGGCUUAAGCCACUUCCAGCUCUGGACUGAAAUGGUUGAGUUGCUUGUCAACAAGGCGAAAGAAAUCGAAACAGGGCCUCAUCUAGGCAUUAAUGUCGACUUGAUCAUUCGAAGUGGUGUUGAGAAAUUCCCUGACCAACGUGGUAGACUAUGGGCUGGAUUAGCUACAUACUGGAUAACGAAAGGAAAUUUUGAAAAGGCCCGCGAUAUUUUCGAAGAGGGAAUAACCACGGUUAUGACCAUUCGAGAUUUCACCAUGAUUUUUGAUUCCUACGUCGAAUUUGAGGAGUCAAUCAUUGGUGCACUCAUGGAGAAAGCUGCUGCAAGAUCGGAGAACAGCAAAUUAGACGAAGCUGCUGAUUUCGAUCUGGACCUGCGCAUGAUGAGAUUUGAACAGCUCAUGGAUCGCCGACCAUUUCUAGUCAAUGAUGUGCUUCUAAGACAAAAUCCUAACAAUGUAAUCGAAUGGGAAAAGCGAGUGAUGCUGUGGGGUGACAACAAAACAGAGGUUGUGCGUACCUAUACUGAUGCCAUCGCUACUAUUAACCCGAAAAAAGCACACGGCAAAUUUUAUGAGCUUUGGGUUAAUUAUGCCAAAUUCUAUGAGAAAGGUGGAGACCUUGAUACAGCCAGGGUAAUCAUGGAUAAGGCAGUCAAAGUGCCUUUCAAAACGGUCGCGGAGCUUGCUGAGACUUGGUGUGAAUGGGCGGAAAUGGAGCUGAGGAAUGAGAACUUUGACCGCGCUGUUGAGAUCAUGGCAAAGGCAACGCAGGCACCAAAGCGAUCUACCGUUGAUUACUUCGACGAAACACUGUCUCCGCAACAGCGCAUUCACAAAAGUUGGAAACUAUGGAGUUUCUAUGUUGACUUGGUUGAGAGUGUACGAAGUCUCGAGGAAACCACACAAGUUUACGAACGGAUUUUCGAGUUACGUAUUGCUACUCCUCAAACAGUCGUUAACUACGCGAACCUUUUGGAAGAACACAAAUAUUUUGAAGACUCCUUCAAGAUAUAUGAACGGGGUCUCGACCUUUUCAACUAUCCUGUUGCAUUUGAGCUUUGGAAUCUGUACCUGACGAAGGCCGUGGACCGCAAGAUCGGCAUCGAGCGACUGCGGGAUUUGUUUGAGCAGGCUGUGGAUGGAUGCCCGCCUAAAUUUGCGAAAGUUCUGUACCUCAUGUAUGGGAACCUUGAGGAGGAAAGAGGACUAGCACGCCAUGCAAUGAGAAUAUACGAGCGUGCUACCCGCGCUGUAUCUGAUGAGGAUCGGUCUGAAAUGUUCAACUUUUACAUCACCAAAUCUGCUUCCAACUUUGGGCUUACGUCGACUCGGCCCAUCUACGAGCGAGCAAUUGCAGCCUUGCCUGACAAAGAGGCAAAGGACAUGUGUCUCAAGUUUGCGGAGAUGGAACGCAGGCUAGGCGAGAUUGACCGCGCGAGAGCCAUCUACGGACAUGCUUCUCAGUUCUGUGACCCCCGGACUAACUCAGAAUUCUGGCAAAAAUGGGAAGCAUUUGAGGUUCAACAUGGUAACGAAGAUACUUUCAAGGAGAUGCUUCGUAUCAAACGCAGCGUCCAAGCACAGUACAAUACCGAUGUCAACUUUAUUGCCUCGCAGGCAAUUGCUCGCAGCAAGCAAAUCACAAAGGACACUGUGAACGAAGCCGCCAACCAGGGAGAAGGGACAGCCGAUGCUAUGGCAGCCUUAGAACGUCAAGCACAAGCACCAAUUGGCUUCGUUGCGGCCAGUACAGGCCCAGAAGGCGGUAAUCGGGCGGUGGCACCUGCCGCCCCUGCUGCCAACCCCGACGCUAUUGACCUGGACGACGAGAUCUGA